AUGCAGACGGUCAAGGAAAAAGGGAUCGAUAUCCUGUUCUGCAGCGAGCAACGUAGGAAGAACGAUCUCGCUCCCUGGUACCAGAAUAAAUCAGGUAGGGCCGCUGUCCAAGUGUGCAAUCCUGAGCUGCGGGUUGCCAGGUACCUGGAAACGAGCAGUGGAUUCGUUUGGGUAGAGGUUUCGGGCAUACGUAUGUACAGCUGCUACUUCUCGCCAAACGAUGCACUGACGAACUUUGAAGCUGACAUUCAGCAACUCGAGUCGAGUUUUAGAGAAUCCAGGUUGGAUGUACUCGUCACCGGGGAUUUGAAUGCUAAGUCGCCGGGGUGGGGCGAGUCAAGGCUCGAUAAAAGAGGCAGAGUAAUCGGAGAAAUGGUCUCCAGGAGCAAUUUAACAAUUGUGAACCGGGGAAGGACAUGGACGUUUAGGAGAGGUGCAAUUGGAUCGAUCAUUGAUCUUACGAUUGCAUCAUCUCCUCUAUUCAGACGCAUAAGCGAAUGGCGAGUCUCUGAGGAGUAUACCCCAAGUGACCACCAGUACAUCGAGUUUUCAGUCUCAGUGGGAGACACAGGAAAUGGCGGAAGACAGGAAGCACCGUGUCGAAAACGCCUCUCCUGGAAUGUGAAGAAAAUCAAUAAGGAGAAAUUUUUCCGAUCCCUGGAAGAAUCCCGCCUCAUUGAGGAAUUGGGUUGGGUACAGAGGCCAAAUACCCUGGAUGCAGAGGGACGAGCGGUGAUGAAAACCAUCACCGCUGCCUGCGAUGCAUCUAUGCCGCGUCGCGGGUGUACCGCUUCACGUAAAAGCUCGGUGCACUGGUGGUCGGAUGCGCUGGCCUCCUUGCGGAAAGCGUGCUUCAAAGCUAAAAGGAAUUAUACCCGUUCUAAGGGAGAUCUUUUGCUAAAGGAAGUAUUUAAGGAGGCCAAGAAAAGCCUGAAAAAAGAGAUUCGAACGUCACAACGCCGUUGCUGGAAAGACCUAAUUGAUGAUGUCGAGAAGGAUCCAUGGGGUCUGGCUUUUAAAAUCGUUACUAAGAAAUUAGGAACGAGGCAAAAAACCCUCCGGCCUGGACAAUCCCGAUUGGGUCAGAAGGAUUAUAAAAGCUCUAUUCCCUCCUGCAGAACCGUGGGUUAG
Leptopilina heterotoma is the source of this 1131-nucleotide messenger RNA. RefSeq lists its product as uncharacterized. Gene Ontology annotation, molecular function: catalytic activity. The coding region runs from base 1 to 1131 and encodes 376 amino acids. The record is from RefSeq and is a predicted model, not a curated record. Lineage: Eukaryota; Metazoa; Arthropoda; Insecta; Hymenoptera; Figitidae. The transcript has a single exon.